AUGCAGCACGAAAAACGGAAGCGUGUGUGGGAAACUGCCAAUCCUGUAGCGCACCAGGAGUCUGUCAAGCAGGAGAAGGAGGUCGAGAAAGAUCUCGAGGUCGCAUAUGGAGCCGCGGAACCGCGGUAUCCCGGCAGCGGCACGGCCGAGGACCCAUACAUCGUUGACUGGGAUGUAGAUGACCCAGAGAACCCCUUCAAUUGGUCGAAGACGCGAAGAUGGGUGCUGACAUUCGAGCUUGCUUAUGCAACAUGGACAUCGUCAUUCUGCAGCAGCUCAUACAGUGCCGGUCUGCAUUAUUCUACCAUAGACUUACACAUAUCUGAGGAGGUAGCCCUACUCGGAAUCUCUUUGUUUGUGCUCGGGUUUAUUUUUGGACCAUUGCUAUGGGCACCCCUCAGCGAGAUGUACGGACGCCGGAUAGUCUUCAUAGUCUCGUAUACCGCAUUCACCCUCCUACAUCUCGGCGGCGCCCUGUGCAAGAACGCCGCAACACUCCUAGCUACCCGACUAUUAGCUGGUAUGUUCGGCGUGUCGCCCUUCACGAACUCUGGUGCUGCGCUGGCGGAUAUAUGGCUUCCUCGGGAUCGCGGUGUCGCGUCCUCUUUAUAUGCAAGCGCACCAUUCCUCGGACCAGUCGUCGGGCCAAUCAUCGGUGGUUGGGUGUCCACUUCGCACCUCGGCUGGAGGUUUAAUUUCUGGAUAAUGUUCAUGGCCUCAGCUAUAGCCUUGCUUGGCUUCGUCUUCAUCUUGCCUGAGACUUAUGGACCGGUGUUGCUUAGAUGGCGGGCAAGAAAGCUGCGGAAGGCAAGCGAAGGCAAGGCUAUCUACGUCUCGCGCUCCGACGUCGGCCGCUCACGAGAUCGGCUCGCGCACUUCCGCACAAACCUCGCGCGGCCCUUCCUGUUCAUGGCGACCGAGCCGAUUGUCCUGCUCUUCGCGGUCUACGUCGCGGUCGCCUACGCGAUCCUCUACGCCUUCUUCGCCGCGUACCCCAUCGUGUUCCAGCAGCAGCGCCACUGGUCGCCCGGCCUCGGCGGCCUCGCAUUCAUCGGCGUGGGCGUGGGCACGACGUUCGGGAUGUGCCUCGCGCCCGUGCAGAAUCGGCUGUAUUGGGCGGCGAUGGCGAAGAGCCCGACGGGGCGCGCGCCGCCGGAAGCACGGUUGUAUUCGCCAAUGUUUGGCGCCGUGUGCUUGCCUGUUGGGUUGUUCUGGUUUGCAUGGACAUGCACACCCUCGCACCACUGGAUCCUGCCCAUCAUGGCGGGCGCGCCCUUCGGAACCGGCGUAGCGUUGGUCAUGCAGGGCGCGACACAGUACCUUAUGGACACAUACCAGAUUUACGCCGCCAGUGCGCUGGCAGCGACUGUCGUCCUCCGCUCGAUCUGCGCGUGCUUCUUCCCGCUCGUGAUCCCCAUCAUGUACAGGAACCUUGGGGACCACUGGGCGGGUACCGUGUUCGCGAUUUUGACGGCGAUUUGUAUGCCCCUGCCGUGGCUUCUCUGGGCGUACGGCCCUGCGAUACGAGAGCGUUCACGCUAUGCCAUUAAAGAUGCCGUUCCCUCUGGUGGUCCGAAGAAUUGACGAAAAUAUUGCUGCGCCUGUAAGAUCCCCUUUGGGUAAUUCACUGACGCACUGAGAUGAUGAUACGAUGAUGAACCGGAGGACAUUUUUACGCCUUGAUUAUGGUGCACGACUGUUCGCACAGGAUGCGACGCUAGACUAAUUGUAAUAGAUGUUUUGAGGCCGCCCUAUUUGUUCCAUACUGCGUGUGCUCGCUGGAUUGUUGUUCAUGUUCAUGCCGGAUAGCUCAUGUUUGAGUCGUGCUCAACCUCCGACCGACGGUUGCGUCGCUUUCAGAAUGC
This is a messenger RNA of Rhodofomes roseus, 1865 nucleotides long. RefSeq names its product MFS general substrate transporter. The record is from RefSeq and is a predicted model, not a curated record. NCBI's taxonomy places the organism in Eukaryota, Fungi, Basidiomycota, Agaricomycetes, Polyporales, Fomitopsidaceae. Gene Ontology annotation, biological process: transmembrane transport. Bases 1 to 1584 code for a protein of 527 amino acids. Gene Ontology annotation, molecular function: transmembrane transporter activity. The transcript is spliced from 13 exons.